Molecule: messenger RNA, 2194 nt
Organism: Pundamilia nyererei
Lineage: Eukaryota; Metazoa; Chordata; Actinopteri; Cichliformes; Cichlidae
Gene: cyb5b
Product: cytochrome b5 type B
Exons: 5
Coding region: 312-791 (159 amino acids)
Cellular component (GO): intracellular membrane-bounded organelle; membrane
Molecular function (GO): heme binding
Source: RefSeq, a predicted model, not a curated record
GGCGACCUGAUUGGUCACUGCUGAGAAAGUGACAGUUUCUUUGGUUACUGCCCCGACGGUCAAACAACACACGGUGGCAUUGGUUCGUUUCACAUGUCUGCUGAUACCGGUUUAGGGUAUCUAAUGCUUUCGUAACAUAUAAUUGCUCAGCACUGAAAUUGUGUUUCUUUUAACUUUUUUUUCCUGCGGUGUUAUCAGGGGCUUUUCGAGCCUAAUCAAACAGCACACAUAGCUAUAGCCAUCUUUACGUCCAUAGCUAAGGUUUAAGAGAAGCUAAGGUUAGCUAGUCGCUCAGUCGCACUGACGUUACAAUGGGAUUGGAAAAUAAAGAAAAUCUCACUAACGCGAAUAGUGAAGCUGGUAACUCCAGUGUUGAGCAAAAUUGCGAAACAGUAGACGAUGGCGUAAAAUGUUACACGUUAGAAGACGUAAGAGUACAUAAUAUGAGCAACGACACAUGGCUUAUCAUCCACGAUAAAGUAUAUGACAUUUCAAGUUUCCUUGAAGAGCAUCCAGGAGGUGAGGAGGUUUUACUGGAGCAGGCGGGUGCAGAUGCCACAGAGAGCUUCGAGGAUGUGGGUCACUCCUCGGAUGCCAGGGAGAUGCUCCAGCAGUAUUACAUUGGGGAGCUUCACGAGGAUGACAGAAAAAAGGACACUGCAAAGAAAGCAGAAGUCGCAAAGUCUGAGGGGAGCAGCAGCUCCUGGGCCAUUUGGUUGUUACCUGCUGUUGCUGUUGUUGUUAUUGGUAUCGUGUAUCGCUACUUCAUUUUUGAGCAGAGGUCCUCUUGAGUGGCGACGUCAUGUUUUCAUCCUCGUCUUUUCAUCUCGGAGGCCUUGAAAUGUUUGACCAAAACCUCCUCACCCUGGACACGUGCGGUAGUGUCAACGUCCUCAGCAGCAAGAAGAGUGGAGGGGUAGUUUGAUUAAGUGUUUUUGUCCUUAUCCGUCUACUUGGUGCACCAAAUAGAUAGUUGGGCAGAGACUUUAUGAAAUUGUCAGCCUUUGCUUUCUCCACUGUGCCAGUUGUCAUAAAUGUCACGUGUUGUCUUUACCCUAAACUUUCAUAUGCACGUUGUGCAGUUUGAAUCUUCAUUACGCCAGCUAUAGGUAGGCUGAAGGAGAGGUUAUGCAGGGCGAUGAUGAAGCGAGCCUCCAGCCUGUUUUUUUUCUUCUUCUUUUUUUAUUGGAUAAUAACUUGCAUAACCUCCAGUGCAUUUUCUUGGGUUUAAUAAAGUCAGAAUAGCCAGUUAGCUCUCAAUAAAAGGGUUUAUUUUAUUCACUCCUUUAUGCACAGUUCAGCUGUUAGGCAAUGCUUGAUUGCUUUUGUCACUCGGUUGCAAACUCAUGAUCUUUCCACUUUUAUGAAUGCAUUUUCAAGUCUGUGUUGGAUCCUUUUUGAAAAUCGCAGUUAAUUAUACUGCAUCAUUGAUUUGUUUUUGGAGUUGUCCCUUUCUGCCAAUGUUCUCUUUUCAGGAAUUUAUACACGUUCAAAUGACCUAAUCAUUUAAAUGUAGAGAGAAAUACAAUGCAACUUAUUACCCAGGUAUAAUAGAUGACAGGGAAUGACAGAAUACCCUUGAAAGAAAGUUCAUUUCUAUUUCAAGUUGUUAAUGUUCCCUCUGCUAUGCCGUUUGUUAUUUAACCAGUGCUUUUUCACAGCUUUUGUUCAUUGUAACGCAUCUGAACUUUAAGUUUUGGGUGAAUGGCACAAGCAGCUGAUUCAGCAGAGUUUAAAAUCUGGUCUGUGUUUCUUGUGUAGCAGCUUUGGCUAUAAUCAGUGGGUUUGGCAUUCGACCUAUAGAUGGGUAUCUUUCAGUCUACAUUUAGUUGUCUUUCCCUGUUUAAUGAUUAUUUGUGGCCUAUAUUUGUUAUUGGUUUGAUUUAUUAAACCUUUGUCAAGGUUGCUAAUUUGGUCUUGUUAAAUAUGUUUUGGUAAGCUUUCAAAUUCUUUAUUUAAAUUUAUUUCAUGGUAAUUAAAAAGUUUUUUCCAAAUAGAGACAAAUUGAUGUCAGCUGUCAUUUCAAAGGUUCUGAAUGAACUUGCUGCUAUUUUUACAUGCGAGUACAAAACUGCAGAUGUCAAAAAUAAGUUUGUUGAUUAUAAAAGAUAAGAUGAAUACAUGUCAUUGUUAUACAUUUUACCUGCCAUUUCCUUUCUUUGAAACUAUCAAUAAAAUGGGCCUUGACGUGCAA